Messenger RNA from Silurus meridionalis, 2358 nucleotides. It is a transcript of the gene plbd2, whose product is annotated as phospholipase B domain containing 2. The record is from RefSeq and is a predicted model, not a curated record. Gene Ontology annotation, molecular function: glycerophospholipase activity. Gene Ontology annotation, biological process: phospholipid catabolic process. Gene Ontology annotation, cellular component: extracellular region. The transcript is spliced from 12 exons. Bases 49 to 1692 code for a protein of 547 amino acids. Lineage: Eukaryota; Metazoa; Chordata; Actinopteri; Siluriformes; Siluridae.
AAAUCACAUGAUUAUCAGUCUUUUUUUCUGGUUGUCGCGCUGAACGCCAUGUUUCUCUUUCUCUUGUAUGUUUUGUGUGUGUGUGAGAUCUCGCAUGCACACACACACUUGCGCUCUGCAGUGUUUAACCAGAAGACAGGACAAGUGCAGUUAAAGGAGGGCUUCCAAACAGAUCCUGUCGCAUUCGUUAACUUCACUGAUGACAUUGUAAACACAGGGUGGUCAUAUCUGGAAGUCAAAACAAAUGGCAAGUACAACGACACACUGCAGGCUUAUGCUGCUGGUAUUGUGGAGGGUGCAGUCACGUCACAGCUCAUCAAUAAGCAUUGGAUGAACACACUGAUGGGAUAUUGUGAGUCAUUUGACUUGGGAUACUGUCAACGGCUGAAAGAAUACAUUACCAUUAACCUGCAGUGGGUAAACGAGCAAAUCAAGAAAGCUCCAGAGUCACCUUUUUGGCAUCAGGUCCAUUUGUCAUUGCUGCAGCUGAAAGGAUUGGAAGAUGGAUAUAAUGGACAGUAUAGAUUUCCAGAUCCAGUGGUCAACCUGAACCCCUUUGGAUUUCUACUUUUCCAGAUGGGUGGAGACUUGGAGGAUUUGGAGGCCGCACUGAACAAAUCCAGUCAAUCACGUACAGUUGGAUCUGGUUCCUGCUCUGCUCUAAUCAAACUCUUGCCUGGCAACAAGGACCUUCUUGUCUCACAUGACACAUGGAACAACUACCAGUCAAUUCUUAGGAUUAUGAAGAAAUAUGUCUUUUCAUUCCGUACAUCUGUGAAAGAUCAGAUGUUGAUUCCAGGUAACACUCAGGCCUUCUCCUCUUACCCUGGCUCCAUCUUUUCUGGAGAUGAUUUCUAUAUUCUUAGCAGUGGUCUGGUUACACUGGAAACCACAAUUGGUAACAGUAACCCUGACUUGUGGAAGUUUGUAACACCUCAAGGCUCUGUCAUGGAGUGGCUGAGAAACAUUGUGGCAAACAGACUUGCUCGAUCUGGGAAAGAGUGGGCCGACAUUUUCAGUCAGUACAACAGUGGAACGUACAACAACCAGUGGAUGAUAGUUGACUAUAAGAGUUUCACUCCAGGCAGACUCGAGCUGAAGGAAGGGGUGUUAACUGUGCUUGAGCAGAUACCAGGUAUGAUCCGAACUGCUGAUAAAACUGAAGAACUGUAUAACACCAGCUAUUGGGCCAGCUACAAUAUUCCGUAUUUUGAUGAAGUGUUUAAUGCAAGUGGAGGCCCAGAUCUUGUGAAGAAGUAUGGCUCAUGGUUCUCCUUUAACGGCAAUCCAAGAGCUCAGAUAUUCCAGCGCAACGAAUCCCUUGUUACUGACAUGGAAUCCAUGGUACACUUAAUGAGGUACAACAACUUUAAGAACGAUCCUUUGUCGAAGUGUGAUGGCUGCAAUCCAGCCCAUAAUGGCGAGAAUGCAAUCUCUGCACGGUCCGAUCUGAACCCAGCCAAUGGAACAUACCCUUUUGGAGCUCUUAAACAGAGACCUCAUGGUGGAACAGACAUGAAGAUGACAUCCUAUGGCUUAUUUAGGCAGUACGAGCUGUUGGCUGUUAGUGGACCAACAUGCAACCAGCUGCCUGCUUUCGAAUGGAGUACAUCUCCUUACAGCAGUUUGAUGCACAUAGGCCAUCCAGACCGCUGGGAUUUUCCUGUUGUACACGUCAGAUGGUCUGAAUAAGACAUAUUGUAUGUAUUAAUGUCAUAAGCCAACCUCUUUUCAUAUAUCUCAUUAGAAAAAGACAAAAUACCUCUGGAUGAGAAAUGGCAUGCAGUGAUUUUUUUUUUUUUUACUUAUAAAGUUAAAAAACAUUGUGUACUUAAAUCCUAAUGCGCCAACUCUACAUUCUUAGUUAAAAACAUGCCUUUAGUAACUUGAUUAUUUUGACAAUUCUUUAUUCAGGUUGAUUUAAUGGAAAAUUUUAUUUGCACAAUGUGAUUUGUGGCGUGUUUAAAAAAUAGGGUAAUUAUGUUUGAAAUGUAAGUUAAUUUUGAACAGACUGAUUCUGAAUAAACAUAAAAUCUAUAAGUAUCUAUCCACUCUUUUUUUGGAAAAAUUCAACUUUUGUCUUUAAUAUUAUAUUUUUAGACAAGCAGAGGUUUUAUAAGAUAUUAGAUGCUAAAGAACUAAAUAUGUGACGUUUCAUGCUAUUAUACAUCUACCGAUUUUAAAUACUUCUGUAUCCCUCUCCUGAGUGAUAUGAUCUUGUACACACUUUAUUAUAUCUAUAAUUAUAGAUCAUAAAUCCCAGGAUGUACCCAUGGCUUAGAAGAUCGAUAGAAAUAGAUGAUGCCAACUUUACUGUCCUUAACCAUUGCUAUCAAAUAAAAUCAAUAUCAAACUUUA